UAAAUCGUCGCUUCUAGUAGGGCAUUAUUACACGGGGGCAGUUCAUGUUUGCUAAAACUGUCCCAAAAGUUCUGAGUAAUAUGUGUAGAGGGUUUUUUUUUAUUUAGUUUUUAAACAAUGUUCGUUGUUCUCUUUGCUUAUUGUGGUGGCUAAAAUGUUUCUUUUCCGGAUUAGUGGACAUUGCUGGUUGAGUCUUUUUUUAUAUAUUUUAAAUCAUGUGAUGUUUCACCAGGCUCUUCUGUCUUACUUGGACAUCACUUACCAUUUGCUUUAUUUGUUGUAUCACAUUAUCAAUCAUUUCAUUUGUAAAGGAUAUUCUGGUCUUAUGUUUGUGGGUCUGCUAUCAUUUUUAAAUUGUUUUUUGUUCCACAUGAAGGGUACCUCAUUCAUAAUUUGUUGUUUAGGAUGGAGAGGACAAUAAAAUGGCAGUAAUUGGGUUAUCCUUUCUUUUACUAUCGCUUUUAGAAUGCUCUUCCUUUGUACAUUCUCGUUACAAUACAUCAUUUCACGCAUACAAAAACAUUGCAAAUCCAUUCAAGCUAACAAACAAACAAACCGUCUAACUGGGUGUGGGAUGGGAUUUCAAAAUUGUGUUUUCUAGGUACCGGGUCAGCUAGAUGCAAAGUUUGUGGGGAAACCAAACCCAAACCCAGCGGAGAAAAAGUAGACCAUUAAACACCGAAGGAUCUCUGACUCUCUGCCUCAUUCUCUCCCCGCGGCUGGAAUGCGCUUUUGCGGUUUAUUUUUGGUAUGGCUGAUUGCAAUCACGUAGCAUUUUGAUAUUGCAUCCCCAAAACACCCUGACACCCAACGAUGCCAUUGAUCGAAAUCGUUGCCUUUAGAUACUUCUCCAGUUGGUAGGAAAUGGGAUGAUACGCCUAGCAGGGUCGUAGAAAUGGUAGUUCCAUACCGAGUCCAGUGUGUCGAUCAAACACGUUCGUACCUUUGCUAUUUUAAGAGAUGUUGGUGAAAUGAACAGACGAUGCACAGAGUCAUGUACAAGACAGUCGUAGUGUGUGUAAGGGAAAUGGUAGAGUAUAUGAAGUUGUAAAUAAGAUUACAGAAUCAGCCAAUCGCUUAUUGUUUGGUUGUAUGCUUUUUUUUAAAUACGUUGUACGAUUUUUUUCGCUACAAAUCUAUAGCACUCCUCAAACAUCAUUGUGCAUUUGUUGGUUCUCUUCUAAUUUGUCGAUAUUUAAAGCUAGUUUAGUGGAAAAAAAACAUUAAACGUCACUAAAAGACAUAUGAUUUGUGGGGUAUGUACGUAAAAUCUUGAUAAAACCUCAGAUUUUAAUUGUGCAAAAUGGUUAAUUUAAUGAAGUAUAACAAAAACGAAGGUAAAACACACACAUACAUUCAAAGAACAACAUUUAUUAUGAUAGAUGUCCUAUAGCUGUUGUUCAGGAAUAUUCUCUUAUAGGAUUCCUUGCCCGAGUCUGAACAGUCGUAGGUUAGCGAAUGAAAUAAAAAAAAACAGCACAGGAUCAAGUAAUAACUACCCUAGACACAUAAAUAUAGCAAAAGCGGGCUCUUUACAGGGUAUAAUAACAAUCGAAACUAAAACUGAAUAAAAACAGCAGCUCGCGCAAAACACAAUACUACAGAUGUUGAAGAUAUGAUGGUGAACCAUAUUUAAUCGAAGGAACGAAAUUGCCUGUUGAAAGUUAAACGAGGCACGCUGCACACUUUGUACUGACUUGGUAGUUCCGUUAAUAGAUUGAUUAAAAUAAUUAUAAAUUAUGUAUUUUAUUCGAAUCGCAUAAAAAAUAUGAUACAAGCAUUAACGUGCCGAUGUCGUAGUAAGAAAUCCGAAGAGAGCUGAAUUAAAUUUAAAACGUCCGAAAGUAGCAAGCUUCGUAACAAGCUUUGUCGCCUGGGAACGGGCGGCGCUAUAAAUAAGCAAGCGUUGGAUCGUGCUAAGCAAACGCCGUAUCACUUCGUCGCGAGUGCUGUUAGCGGUAACACACGGAGUGAGUUUGUGUGGCGUGUUCCGUCCAGUGAAUUGAGGCAAGCUUUUAUCAGCUGUAAUUUCUGUUUAAGAAUACAAUUCAUCACAGUUAUCGUACCAGUGUUUUGAAAAAAGCAAUAUCAAUCGUGUUAAACAGCUCGCAACAGAUGAGUUAAGGCCACUACCCUUCUCUAAUCGUGUGCGUCGAGCUAAGCGUAUCUUGCAAAGGAUGCGUCAUCACAUGUUCGUGUCAAUACCGGUAAACACCGGCCGGCGUCAUGAAGUGUGCAUGACCGGGUGCAUAUAGAUUGAGAGUGAGAACGUAAAGUGUUUAAAUUGGUUCAUUGAGUAAGAACGUAACAUAGCAAAAACGAUAAGUGAAUUGUGCGACUUCAAACAAAGUGAUAAGCAUGUGGUGAUGGGAAUUCCCCAAUGUAAAGCAGACUCCGGCAGACGGAGACGGUUUCAGUUAUUCUGCAGUUGUGUGAACCAACGUGACCUUGACUGCUUCGGAAUUUCCACUCCAUAGCAGUACAGUAGUCUGGUUGACAAUGUUGCGAUUAAAUUGUGAAAUUAUACAAAUGUGGUUGAAUUUGCGGAAGUUUGAUGGUAUGUAGCGUCAAAAGAAGCAAGACAGUGUAACUUGCAGAUGCCCUGCGGAAAGGAUUACUUUUUCGAAACGGCUGUAAUCUAUUAAGCAAUUAACGUAUAAAACCAACAAGAUACUGGAUAUAUGGUCGUCGAUAAGGAAAAUGUAUAAAGUGAUAAGCGGUUGUGGCUGGUGCUUACCAUUAAAGUGAAUCAGUGAAUAAUAAAAACAAACGUGCAAAUAAGCAAUAACAUAGUCCAAUAACAAUAACGAAAGAGAUCCGAUCAUGGGAUUGCCGGUGACGAUACGGGAGAGGAGUGUAGAUAGCCGAACGCUGAUUGAAGUGAAAGGGAAGCAUAUCGUGCUAAGUGAAAUCAAAACACACAUAGAAACCCUCUUGGCCAACUCUACUGUAGAAGAGGUUCGAAUCUUUGCUGGCAUCAUUCUUACCAUCGAUGUGGAUCUUUCUCGUGAUGUUUGGCAUGGGCGAAAUCUGGUGGUUUUGGCGAACGAAAUCAAAGUGUGCACUGCGGUUUGUUGGAAUGUGUCUGGGAAAGAUAACGACCAUACCUACACGUCCAAUGCCGGUACGGAUGGGAACGGUGUUGGCAAACAAGGAGCCGAUGGAUAUCCGGGCGAAAGUGGAGGUAACGUUUUAUUGCAGGCAAACACAAUUCAACACCCCGAACGAUUGACGAUCAUUUCGAACGGUUCAAACGGAAGCAACGGUCAGGAUGGUGGCAAUGGAAAGGCGGGCGCCGACGGUAAAGGUAUCUCUAGGGCAGACUUUAAGGACAAGUUUCCGCCGACUGCCAAGUUUUUGGAGUGGCAGCGUGCUAACCUUGUAGACACCACUGUCAAAAACAUUAAAAACUUAACUCGAAACAUUAAGACACAGUGGUUGGUUACAACAAUUCCCAUAUUUCCCGUCUAUACCACUCACAGAGAAAACGUACUGGAUCACAGGGAUUGGCGUGUCGAUUUCUUUGAUAGUCUUUACAUCGAGGUGGAAACGCACGAUGGCUGCGAGAUAACGUUUUCUUUUCAGCAAGGCACACCGUUUUACAACUGCCAAUCGUUUCUGAUGUUCAAGGGAACAUCUGGCCAGCGUGGACAGGCUGGCGGAGGAUAUGGACUGGGAGGUCAAGGUGGAUUUGCUGGCGAAGUGACAAUCACACGUUUAUACGAUGGUCGUACGUUUGAAAUUAAGACAUGCUGCAACCGGGGCAAUGAUGGAGAAAACGGAAAGGGUGGAUUGUAUGGUGCGCACGGUAAAAAUGGUUGGGACAUGGGUUAUGUAGAUUACUCGGUCGCGGACAAUCCAGUGUUGUAUGGACAAGAUGAAAAGAGCAAACUUCAGCUGUCGUUCUAUGACGAAAAUUCAUCCAGCAGAAUGUAUUGUCCAUAUAAGGCUUACAUUGAAAGCAGCUAUCGAUAUGCUGGAUUCCAGGUAUCAAGAAUCGACCAUCAGUCUAGUAACGCAUUCGAGGAAAGGAACAACACCCAGGCACGUACCGAGAGACAGCAUCAUGCGAAAGUAAUAGGGAAGAAAUCCAUUCCUGGGCUGCGCGUUGCUGCUGCAUUUUCUGAAUACUUGCAAGAAAUUGAACAAGAAAGGCAGCAAUUGGAAAAACAAAGGAUCGAGAGAGAAAAGCAAGAAUUAGAACGGCUGCGAAUUGAGAGAGAAAAACAGGAAUUAAAGAAACAACGGGAAGAACUUGAAAAACAAAAUUUGGAAAAACAACGGAUCGAGAGAGAAAGGAAGCAGGAAUUGGAGAGACAACGGAUUGAAAAAGAAAAGGCACGAUUGGAAAAACAACGGAUUGAGCAAGAAAAGCAGGAAUUGGAGAGGCAACGAAUCGAAAAAGAGAAGCAAGAGCUGGAAAAACAGCGGAUCGCACAAGAAAGGAAAAACAUUUUACAACAACAAAUCGAACAAGAAAAGCAACGUUUAGCACGACAGCAGAUUGAAAAAGAAAAGCAACAAGAAUUGGCUGAACAGGUGAAAGAAUAUUUGAAUUGUGAUGCAUUGCAGCAAGUUGUUGAAAGCCAAUACACAGAUCAUGAUCGUGUCACAGAUCUGGACAUAAAACGGUUUGUUAAUUUCACACAAGAUACUUCUGAUCAGGAUCGAAACGAGUUUGUUAAACUUGGUGAAAUGUAUAAAGAUCCUGGUCGAGAGGAAAUAUUCAGCAAAUUGAACAAUAACUUGAAUCUAGACGAUUGGCUACAGCUUCGAACACGUCCUGCUGAUCGCCCUGAGCUGGUGUCUUUGGUGGAACAUUUUGAAACAUUAAAAUCACAGUUCAAACGUUUGCUUGGAAGGGAUUGCAGUGCUAAGAUAACGACUGUUACAGAAACGUUGAAAAUCAAGUAUAAAACAGCAAUUCUAAAAGAAAUUACCCAGGAACUGCCGACCUAUCACACAACAGUGAAUCGUUUCGUAUUGACAGCAAAGACUGUAGGGAGAUAUCUGGAAGAAACGGAUGAAAAGAAUGACACAUUUUAUCAUCCCGAUCUUGGCACUUUGAAGCAAUACAUUUUUGAAAACAAUCCAGCACAACGAGAUAACAUUAACAAAUUCAUGGCAAGAGCAUCAGAAAGUAACGACAAUGCGAUCAAACGUGCCGUAGAAACAUUCAUUAUGGAAACAGAUAGCUCAAAAGAUGAAAAUAAACGUGUGAAACUGUUUUAUGAUGAGUAUCAGGAUUAUUUAGAGAAACAGCAAAGAAAUAUUGAUGCUAUAACGCAAUCAUUAGCAGCAGAACUAAAGAAGUCUAAACAUCAAGAAGCAUUCCGUCUGUGGAAUGACAGCAUUGAUGACGAUGGUUUGCUGGAAGAUCUUGAAGAAUUGAUUAGAAAAGAUAAGGUGUUAAGCUCACUGUAUGAUGAACUGAAGCGUGCGGAAAAUGCUGAAUAUGAUUGGGAAAGGUGUUGUGCCGAUGAAAAAAUACAAGAAAUAUUCCAGAUCAACUUAAAGCAAGAAGGAAUCAUGUGCAAAAGUUACAGAAUAUUACUAGCGUAUUUGUAUGAUGUGAACAUUCGGGUGUAUGCCAAGGAUGAGGACAAUGAAAUCGUUCUGAUAGAAGAUCAUAAUCCAAAAUCCAUUAAAAUUACACACAUUUUACACAAAUCGAAUGAAUUCACCCAACUGAAAAUCAAUGAAAGCUACCGUCAGUUAGAAGAAGAGCGUCUGCACAAGGAUCGAAUUUUCAGACGAAUUCUGACGGAGAUAAACGGAAUGCAGGACAUACAGACCAUUGAGAAUUACUUCGAACGAGAAGUAUUUUAUCGAAACAGUUCUAAUUUCGCUAAAAUGUUUGAAGAUUUAGAAGACGAGAUAACAGUUGAAAAGAUUUCGGCAUAUUUUUCAGCCGAUGAGAAGGACCAAAUUGCUCAUCGUCUGAAGAACAUUUCUCCCAAAUACACCGGCCAACAUGGAUUGUUCGAAAGCAUCUUGCUGCGUUUUUCUUUCGAAGGCAGCCAUGUGUCAUCUAACGAACUGUGUUUCUUGAUCAACUCUAUACUUGCUCACACUGUUGAAGCAAGGCAAGAAAGGUACACCUUUUCAUGGAUUGUUGCAGCAUACAAUCAGUGCAGUUGGACAGAUGAGCUGGUGUUGCUGCAACUGGAGAACUGCUACAAGAGACAGCUGCAGGAAAAACCCAAAUGGCGCAAGUACAUGUCAAACAUCGAAAAUAAGGGAGCUUUGCUAGUGUUUUCUGCUCAGUUUACUCGUAAGCCUUGUCCUGCGCAGUGUGUUGAAGAUAUCUUGCACUUGCUGAGUAACAUUCCAAUAGAAUCGGUUCGUCUAGAUGAACUGGAGCUAACAGAGUGGCCUUAUGUGCUUAAGGAAUGCUAUUGGACACAUAAGUUAAAAGCUCUUAUAACGUGGGGAAAUGACUCGGAAGCCUUAACUUCUGCUUCGUUCUUCGUUCUGUCCAUAGAGAACACGUAUGGAAACAAGUUGAUGGAGAAUUUAUUUGAAUCGUUGGUAGAAAAGCGCAAUGAACUUACGCAUUCUAUGUUAUUAAACGUGCUAUCUUGCUUUCAUAAACAAAAGUGGAAUUUAUGUGUUGAUGAUAUUAACCUUUUAAGUCGAUGUAGUAUCAAGGAAUGGAUUAAACAUAUGGAAGAAAAGUUCAAGAUAAACUUAAAGGAAUUAAAUAUUUCACAGAUAGCAACUAUCAUUAGAGGCAAUGCUAACACAUCAAAUAAUAUAGUGAAACAUUUACCUCAAAUUGAAAAUUCAGUAACAAGCAUUUAUAAUAACAAGAGAACGAUACAUACGAGUUUGAUAUCCUCUUUUUUGCUCAACGACGUAGAUAAAUGGGUUAAAGAGUUCCAUGUUAAGAACCAGAAAACGAAUACAAAAAUGUACGAAGAAAUGCUUGCUGUAAUAGGUAGGGCAAUUGAGCUUAAGAGAGGGUUUAAGUUACGAGACACCCAGCUAUUGACAAUUUUGGCCUUACUAGUCAACGAUAAUAGCACUUUGGCACAAGUAUCUACAGGCGAAGGUAAAUCAUUGAUCGUAGUAGCGACCGCGAUCAUUAAAGCGCUCCUAGGGGAGAAGGUAGACAUUAUCACCAGCUCCUCAGUACUGGCUCAACGAGAUGCUGUCACCAACAAUGAUAUCUACGAAUUGUUUGGUCUUAGUGCCUCCCACAACUGUAGCGAACAGAUAGAGGAGCGAAAGGAAGCUUACUCAUGUAAUCAAAUAAUUUACGGAGAUUUGGCAAACUUUCAACGUGACUAUCUAUUGGACAGAUUUUAUGGAAAACAUGUGUUGGGUGAUCGUAGCUUUGAAAAUGUGAUCGUCGAUGAGGUGGACAGCAUGUUGCUCGAUAAGGGAAACAAUAUGCUAUACCUGUCGCAUGACAUUGCUGGUAUGGAUAAGCUGGAAUCAGUAUAUUUGUUCAUUUGGCAAAUGGUCAACUGUCCAACCGAUCUUCCGGAAGAUGUACAUAUGGAAGCGGUUAAAAGGUCAGUUUUGAGUGACAUGUAUGCAAUCAUCCAGAAAGAGGAUAUCCAAAGUUUGGACAAUGCUUUGGGAAAAUCGAAUGUAUUGGUGCUAUGGGAGAGAUUAGUUAAGUCUGGAAUAAUAAAUGACGCAGGAAGAUUACAAACGAAAGCUAUUGAUUCCAACAAACUAGAAAAAGUACUUACACCAGAUUUCACACAAUACAAAGAUCGUCUAAGCUUCUUACUUACGUCUUGCGUCGAACGCGAAAUGUGCAUUAAAAUACCAAAUUAUCUAAAAGCAUUCGUGGAGAGACACUUGGACAGUUGGAUUUCAAGCGCCAUAACAGCACUGUACAUGGUCCCGGGACAGUACUACGUGGUGGAUGUCGAUAGAUCGGGAACAAGUGCCGACCUUAAUGCAAAUGUAAUUAUUCUCGAUAGGGAUACGGGUACUGAUCAGGUGAGCUCACAGUGGGAUGAGGCGUUGCACCAAUUUUUGCAGCUUAAGCACGGUUGUAAGCUGUCAACCCAAAGCCUGAAAGCAGUUUUCAUUUCCAACGUUACAUAUUUGAAAAUGUAUGAACUGCUUUAUGGUUUAACAGGAACGUUAGGAUCACAGAGAGAAAGACAUCUGCUUGAGGAGAUACAUCAGGUUGACUUUGUUACUGUUCCUACCGCCAAAUCGAAGCAGUUUGAAGAGAAUGAACCUACCAUUUGUUCGAGCAGUGAGGAUUGGAAAAAACAAAUACGACAAGAGGUGAAUAAACUCACAAAAACUGAUAAGAGAUCGGUCCUGAUCAUUUGUGAAACGAUCAGAGAUGUUGAAUCAUUCCAGAUGGUGUUUGAUUCUGAGGAGCACUCAAACGUUCACACUUAUGUACGUGAUUAUGAAACGUUUGAUGUUGCGGAAGGGGAUAGAAAGUUGGAACUGGGACACGUUAUCAUUGCUACCAACUUGGCAGGUCGUGGCACAGAUAUAAAAAUAUCCAACGACCUUCGGAAGGCCGGAGGGUUACACGUGAUACUAACAUACCUUCCGGUGAACAUUCGAAUUGAAGAGCAAGCAUUCGGAAGAGCAGCUAGAAGCGGAGAUGAGGGAUCGGGUCGGAUGAUAAUAAUGGUAGCCGAUGGAAAAAUGCACAAUCGUUCUAUGAUAUUUACACUCAAGCAAAAACGCAAUGUCGAUGAGCUUUUCCGCAUAUCUGCUAUAAAAACUUAUUACGAAACCACUAUUAAAACCGAAGAAAGUUGUUUUGAAGCAUUCAACGAGUUGUAUGAGAAAAAAAUGAAACUUUUAGCUAAUGCUGAAACGCCAGAGCCGGUGAAGGAUAUUCUGCUCCAAAGUUGUUUGGACAGAUGGUCGUUUUGGUUAGACGAAAACAAUGUACAGAUAGGAAAAGCAUCAGAUGAGGCUUCCAAGCGGGAAGUAAAACAGCUGUUGGAGCACUUUCUAUCACAAUUUGAUGAUCUGAAAGCAACGAGCGCAAACUAUUGGCCAGCUUGGGUUGAAGAAAACCCAAUGCAAAUGAUCAAAUUGGGAAAAUAUAUUUCACAACACGAUUCAAAGCAUCGCAAUACAGCAAUGCAACUGUUUGGGAAGGUUAUCUCGAGUGAGCCUUAUUUUUGCGAAGCCGCUUAUUACUAUCGUGCAUACACACGAUCACUUGACAACAUGAAUGUUGGCGACUUCAAAAAGGAUUUGCGUAUGGCAGAAAAGCUCUUAAACGAUCAUAUAAAAUAUGCAAUGCAUGCAUCAGGUAUGGUGUGUAAGCUAAAGAAUAACACACCACCGAUUGAGGGCUAUGAAGAGCAAAAGAAAUGUCUCAUUAAUCUAUACUCAUUGUUCCUUCAAUCCAUAGAAGAUAUGUUGGGUCAUGCUGUAAGUCCUGAAGCGUUUGUUAAUUAUGAAGUAAAGGAGGAUGUUGCUGGAAUAAUAUUUGACGAUCUUGUACGAAUCGGCAUGAUAAAGAAGGCUGAAGUAAUCGAUAACAUACCUAAUGAUCAGAUUCAGAGACUUCACGCCGAGUACGGUAUACCUGCAGAACAGCUGAAGAAGUUCUUAGCUCAACAUAGGGGGCCUAUCGAUGACAAAGAAUUCCUUAAAGCUAUUCGAGAAUCAUUUUCAUUUCCAAGCAGAAGUGAUUUUUGGAAUACACUUAUUAACCAAAAGGCGCUGCACAGUGUUGAAAGGUAUGUUGCGAUCAAUGAAGAACGGCUCAAAAUAAUGGAUCCUGCUCUAAUGAACGUUCUGAAGGAAAAGGUAGACAAAGGACAGCUGGUGAAAGCAGUUGUUAAGCUAGAUAAGCACCAGAUCUUGUUGAUCCACGAACAACAGUCACAGUUUUACUAUAGGAAAGAGAAGCUCAUUGAUAUGAUCGGUAAAACGAAGUAUACCUCUCUUGAAGAAAAUGGUCUACUAUCAUGCAACGAAAAGGCAACCAUAGACCCAUGUAGAAUUACUGAUUGUGUGUUCUCUGCCUUUGAUUCUAUUGCAGUUGAGGAUAUUACAAACAAGACAAGAAUUACAACGAGUGAAGCGAAAAAUAUCAUAGCGGAACUACUUAAGCGUAAUGUUCUACAAAAAAGGGGUGAAACGUUUGUCCUACCAAUGAACUAUGACGACAGCCAGGGUGUCUUGCUUCCCACCUAUCCAGUGUAUGAGAGUGUCGUUAGAAACGUCCUUGCUUCAUGUUUUACCUACAGACUAGCUCUGAGAAACAUUGCACGACAACUAGAAGAGGAGAACUGUUCUGACAUUCGUAUAGAAUUGAAGCCCAAUCCCCAUCAAAUGUUUUUUACCGACUUACUGGAGCAUAAAAUAAUACUCCCUCCUAUGGCCACGCAUGAGAUCGAUGAAAGUAAAAUCAAGGCAAUGUAUAAAACAUCAUGGUCGAAAGGGGCAUGGAUAAGCAUACUUUCUAAGGAUAUUGGUUUGCCUCAAGAAUACACCAAGCCCCUGGUGGAUGUGCUGCUUAAUAACCGUUGGAUUGCUUCAAACCCUUUAAUGGAAUUGUUGUUAUUUUCUCCUUUAAAUAACAUGUCUGAAGAAGGAAAUGAUGCAUUGAAAAGCUUCAGAUUCAGUUCGAAAGAUGACCGAACAAGCGUAGCCUAUUUAAAAUCAUGCAUUGCAUCAAUCAAUCAAAAACAUGGACUUCUUGAAUCCUACGACGUUGGAGUUGCGAUAGAAAAGUGGUUUAACAAUCAAUUGCUGUUAAUUGAAAACGGAACUGCUAAACAUAUUGAGAAUGUCUUAACUAAGUCGAAAUCGUCUCUAGCAGCAUUAAAUGUUCCGCAAGGCGCGCUGAAAUCGAUCAUAUACUUUUAUGGUAAAGGAAACUUUGGAAGCAUCGAUGAGAUGCGAAUCUUUAUCACAAACGGCUUAGAGCAUCUGAUACAACUAGGAGAGAAAAAAUGGACCAUGGCAAUGAUAUUGAAAACCUCACUGGUGUUAGCGGUUGGUGUAGCACAGAUAGCAAUUGGCGCUAUAAUGGAGGUGUAUUCGGUUGGAAUGAUGACUCACGUUGCCGGAGCUUUCAUGGGCGAAGGUGUUAGCGACAUCAUGUUUGCUGUGGGUGCUUUUAAGUCAGGUUACUUCAGCUGGAAAGAUUACGGAAAGCAUAAGUUACAAAGUCUGCUUUUUACGAUCGGUACGGCCGGUGUGGGAAUGUAUCUCUCCCAGGGCGCCAAGAUGUCUCGCAUAGGUUAUAAAGUUGCUGGACCAAGUCUCGAGUACGGUGGCAAACGGGUUGCCGAAUCAUCUGGAAAGCAGUUAAUUAAAGCAGUUGGUGGACGGAUGGUCGUUAAGGAGACAGCGAAGCGUGUGGCGCUCAAAACGGCAGAAGGUGUCGCAUUUGCUGUGGCAAAUAGGGCCGUGGAUACGGUUGUUGAAAAUCAUCUGCAAUCCAUGUUGAACUCCUUAGCAUCGGACAUUUUGUCUGGAGUUAAGGGUGAAGUAGCAAAUCACAAGGUUGCUCACAAUUUGCAGAAAGCGUACGAUCGUUUAGGUGAAAAUGACGCUAGAGCCCUCGUGAACGACUUGACAAAUGCAUACAUGAUGGAACAGAACACGACACAAACCUUCCUUCCCUUCACCAAGCAAAUAAGCCAAAGCGUGAUGCAAGGAAUCGGGAAGGCAAAUAAAAAAACAGGUACCACAAACAGUGCCAUGGUGCUGAUCAACCAAAUCAGUCGAGUAAUGGAUUGUGUGGAUCGUGUUGCACAAAUCUAUAAAAUGCGCAACGCAACACACCAAUUGCUUGAUAGUAUUAACGUCGAAAUGGAGCGGAAACUCGCAAACAUUGAGCAGAACUCAGCUCCAUCGAAAGAAACCCCGGCAAAUGGCAAAGAUUUUGAGCGCUUUCAAAGGGAAGUGGUUGAGCAAUGGGAAACGACGUUAAGUAAGCACGUUGGGCAACUGAUCGCACAACAUGUUGUGCUGCCAGUGCUGAAAAUGGGCGUAAAUAGUGUCCUUUUACAUGUAGGUACAGCAUUGAAGGACAUUAGACGCAGCAUGGUAGAGUCGGAAUUGAGCAGAGAUGUUCACCGGCUGAAGGACGAACACGAACAGAAGAUGAAUCGGCCCGAUAUGACAGCAGAAACAAAGCGUCAGCUGACAGAGGAAUAUCAUGGUCAAUUGCUGAAGAUUAUGCACAAGACUCGUAGUCCGUCUCUGUUUGCCACCAUCAUCCGGGAAAACGUUCCAAUGGAUUUGACUUGUGUCGGGGCCUGUACUCCAAUGAUACAUAAAAUGCUGCAGGCACAACAUGGUGCACUUUCGGGCCUCACAAUCACUGUCCACGGGGAAAAGGGUAUAAAACAAUCGUUCAGUUCUGGAACGGGUGGUCCCGAGAUUCACCUAGAUCUGAAGGGCAAUCAUUUCACUUUCGGAGCUGGAGAGUCAACUGUUGCCACGACAGGUAAUAAUUGUCUGUACGGAGCACUAGCCACAGCUAUACCGGAUCUGCAAGCUGUAGGAGAGGAUUCGUUCAGGUCCAUGUUGUGUGAUUCCAUCCAGCAUGAUGACAGCAUGCACCAUCACAUUCGACAGGGUUGGCAUAGUGUGCCGUUAAAGCAUGGUGCGGUUGGCGGAGCCCACAAGUCCCCUGCCAACACGACCAAUAAAGGAGAUGGUACAUUCAAAGCACCGACGGUGAUCUUGUCGAAUGAUAGACCGAAAGGAAAACCUAAAGCACGUUGCUUAAGCAAAACGCCGUACGUAGAUGAUGAAUCAUCCACAACCAAUGAGCUGCAAGGCGAAUCAAGUCAACCCGUCACGAACGAUUCCAGAACUCCCGAGUAUCAUCUGGAUUCGCGUGUAGCUCACCAUACGGGUCGUUUUGCAGGGGAGUUGAAAAAAAUCGCUGAAAUAACGAACAUUCCUGUAGAUGAAUUGAUCAAAGCGGGGCGCAGUAUGUUCAAGGCGAGCAGAAACUGCUCUGGACAGGAUCAGCAGCAGGCACAUGUGGUGCGGGUUUCCAUCCUGGAGGAAAGGCUAAAAACCGACUUUCCAGAUUUAUACCAAAGGCUCACACGCCACGCCGGUCACACACAGCUAGUUGAUAAGUUUGUGAACGUGUUUCAUAAAAUAGGUGGAGAUAUCGAUAGGAAUCAGGCCGACUGGAUACUUGAUCUUGCAACUGUAGAUUUCACGAAAGGAUUAAACGAUCAUUCGAGAGAAGUGUUUGAGAAAUAUAAGAGCUCUGUUUUGAGAGUGUUUGAUAACAACAUCAACUCAAACAAGUACAGUAAAGAGCAGGUGUUGGUUAUAAAAAAUGCAAGAAAAAUAAUGAACAACACAAACAUUCAGGUGUUGUUUGAACGUGCACAGAAAGGAUAUGAUUUUAAAUACGAAUACAAACCAUCAGGACGCGGUAUGGGAAGACCCAAAAUUUAUAGAACAGAAAACGAGGAAUAGGUUUAUUAUUGGUUCCUUAAUUUUCGACAUACUUUGAGGGCAAUGAGGAAUAGUCAUUUAGUUUCAGAAAGGAUGUAAUGGUUUGUAUGAUAUCGAAACGAGUUGUAUCCAUCGUUUAAAAGUACUAUAUUGAGUUACUUAUGCGCUAUGAUUGUAAUGUCAUUGUUUUAGAAUCAAACUUUUUAAAAAAAGGCUUAAAUUGUCACUAGUAUCAUAUUGCAUUCCAACGACAAGAUUUAGGCUUAUGUAUGUUCUGUACUGUUUAGGAUUUUAUUCUUUGUUGCGGACGCGUCAGAGAGAGAGAGAUAAUUACAAUUAAGCUAUAGCUUGUACCUUCAAACACUCAAAUGAAUAUUAUUCAACAUUCUUCAUUUGAUAAGGGAUUCCUCAACACCCUGAAUGUAAUUGGAACAUCUUAAUCAAUGUACACAAUAAACUGAACCGACCGCAAUCGAGUCUAAUCUACUCUGCGCUCUAAAUGAAUUAAAUCUUCUAUUGGAGUUUAUACCUGAAGGAGGUUGCCUUGGAGUGGAUUGGUGUUAUAUUCAUAAACUGUCCAAUAACUACUACAGUGGAUUUCUGGCAGACAGUUUUUUACUUGUACUCUAGUUGUACUUUACUUGUAUUUAAAUGCGGAUCCAACGCGUGGAUGCAUAUGAAUUGGUUUUAUUCAUUGACUUUGCAAAAAAGGCCGAAAUCAAAGAGUUGCAUGCGGCUUGCGAGCCGUACUUCUCCGAUCGCUGGUCUACGCUGAUCAACACUGAUGUCUGGGUUUAGAGAAGUUAAAAAACAAAUUACACAACUUGUUGACAAAGCUUUUGUGCUUUAUUCUAAUGGCUAACGAUCAGUUUCGGAAAGAAAUGCCUAAAAAAAGCAAUUAUUUGAGUGUGAAAAGGUUAUAAGUUCUAUGAUUACCAUUCAGAAGGUAAGAGAGUAGCUGAAUAAUAGGAUAGUUAGUUAGGAUUAGUUUUAGCAUCGUAUUUAAAGUUUCUUUUCAAAUUUAACACUUAAUCAUGUUUCCGGAGCAAGUUAUUCGAUAAUCAGUUUUGUUUAUUGAUGUUUUUUUUUAUAUCAACGCCAUUACACUACACAAAUCUUAUGCUAUUAUUUGUUAAUUAACAUAGAGGUAAUAAAUUUAGAUCUUUAAAAUCAU
This is a messenger RNA of Anopheles merus, 14566 nucleotides long. It is a transcript of the gene Pfrx, whose product is annotated as 6-phosphofructo-2-kinase/fructose-2,6-bisphosphatase. Gene Ontology annotation, molecular function: 6-phosphofructo-2-kinase activity; fructose-2,6-bisphosphate 2-phosphatase activity; ATP binding. Gene Ontology annotation, cellular component: cytosol; membrane. Gene Ontology annotation, biological process: protein targeting; protein import; fructose metabolic process. Lineage: Eukaryota; Metazoa; Arthropoda; Insecta; Diptera; Culicidae. The record is from RefSeq and is a predicted model, not a curated record. The transcript has 4 exons. Bases 2824 to 13413 code for a protein of 3529 amino acids.